Asterias rubens (European starfish) is the source of this 2308-nucleotide messenger RNA. RefSeq names its product Krueppel-like factor 4. The record is from RefSeq and is a predicted model, not a curated record. Gene Ontology annotation, biological process: regulation of transcription by RNA polymerase II. Gene Ontology annotation, molecular function: DNA-binding transcription factor activity, RNA polymerase II-specific; RNA polymerase II cis-regulatory region sequence-specific DNA binding. Bases 115 to 1209 code for a protein of 364 amino acids. Lineage: Eukaryota; Metazoa; Echinodermata; Asteroidea; Forcipulatida; Asteriidae. The transcript is spliced from 2 exons.
UCCUCAGAACUCACUUGAGAGUCGUGUUUAGAAGAUCAUAAGAGAAAAACUAUAUCUGCUGUGACUGAGAAUUUCUUUUUGCGAGAGAAUACGGAACAAUAACUGGAUAAAACAAUGGCACAAGCACUCGGCGAUAUGACACAACACAGCCUUUCCAACAUGUCAAAUGAUAUGCUCUGGUUAGAGAUGGACAAUCUCCUCUUCGAUAACUUCGACAACGCAGAUGAGAGUCUGGGACACCCUGGCUUCCCACUCAUGAUGCCCAGCGGUUUGAUCCCACGCCCAGAGACCUGCUCCCCAACGAGUACGGUCUCCAGCCUCUGCAGCAGUGAUGGGGGCAGCACCUGCAUGUCUCCCCCUCCCGUCUUCAACGAGCCAUACACCGAUCUCCUGGACCUAGACUUCAUCCUCAACAACAGCGCCUUCGGUCGUGACGAGGAGAUCAAAAUCAAAGAGGAGCCAAUGAGCCCUGCCGGGUCGAGCUGCUGCGGGUUGGAGUCACCCUCACCCCUCGGACUACCCGAGAUGGACAGUUUCUUGAACUUUCCCGAUAUCUCCCUUGAGCGGUUCACAACACCCGAUGUGAAACCGUUCUUGAUACAGAUCCAACAAAAUCAACAGAAGAGCACAUUGCAUCACUUAGCCACGCCACCCCUUCACCAUCACCAACAACAGAUGUCCCCUCCCUGCUCCCCACAGACGGUACCCGAGCUCCCCUCCUACACAGCUCAUCACCAGAUGCACGCCCGACAACACAUAAUGAUGAUGUCACUUCAGCAGCAACAGCACCAACAGCUCCUGACACCCCCUAGCACACCCCCAUCUUCACCACUGCUCGAUCUGCUCCGCAACACCCCAGCAGAUACCAACAUGCCACCCCCACAGACCCAAGGAGCACCCCAGAUCGUCCGCAAGAAGGGGCGCCGUGCCUGGGGCCGCAAGCGCACCACAACUCACACAUGUGCCCACCCAGGCUGCGGCAAGACCUACACCAAGAGCUCCCAUCUCAAAGCCCACAUGAGGACCCACACCGGUGAGAAGCCAUACCACUGUAACUGGAAGGGUUGCGGAUGGAAGUUCGCCCGUUCAGAUGAACUUACACGUCACUACCGUAAACACACUGGAGACAGACCGUUCCAGUGCCACCUCUGCGACCGUGCAUUCUCCCGCUCAGACCAUCUUUCCCUUCAUAUGAAACGUCAUAUGUGAACUAUAUCACCAUGAACAUUGACAUUUUUUAAAGCUAAAAAUGUACAUGCAAAAUCUUUGAUUCAAUAUCCCAUUGGAUAUCAGUCAUAUUAUUUGCUAUUUGUAUAUUUUUUGGGUAAGUUCUCGGGGGUCGAUUCUUUGAUUUGUAUUGAUAUCAUCGAAUUGGCUAAAACCUGAUGAGCUACCGACGAAACCCAACACAGGACGCCACGAUCUGGCCCUUGGUUUGUUGGUGCAGUAAGAUGGACAGGUCUCUCAAUAGCCAAAAAAGGAAGAACAAAAUAUUCUUAAACUUCCAAAUUCGAUUCUGAUUCGAUUCUGGUUCGAUUUUUGAGCGAACAACUCGAGAGAUCUGGACAUGGGGGUGCAUGCGAGAUGGGUAAACAUAACAUCAGAAGUGGAAAUUAAAAGCUAAAACACAAAUCUAUUUUUUAAGUAUGAUAUCCUUUUAAGGAACAAAAAUCAAACAACGCUUGCUGAAAUGGAAUAGUUCAACGUCUUAAAAACACGUUUUUUCUCAAAAGCAUGUUAUGUUUACUUCUGAAGUUUUGAGUUGUGUUCACUAGGAGAAAUACUCUUUUAUGACUUGUCUUUUUUGAUAUAAAGACCAGAGCUGUUUCAACAAGUGAGCACAGUACUGUGUUUUUUGAAAUAAAAAAAACAUUUAAAUAUAAAACAAAAAUUGCCAAGUUGUUUACACAGCUACCGCGACGCGAUAGAUUCGUUGAAUUUUAAAGUGCAAUUGUAGUACUAGAAUUUUGACUGUAAAAAAAAGGUGUACAUUAGAAAACGUAUAAAGAACAUCAUUUUAUAUGGGGUGUAGAGUGCAUGCCAGUUUAUUUCCUUAUUAUUUUUUAAUCAGCAGGUCUGUUCUAUUAUUAUUAAUAUUAUUACAAUUAAAAUUGAACUAAUUAACUAUUAUCAACUGGUAAUGAUUUACAAUAUUCUUUGCCUUUGUACCUUUGUAUUAAUUGUAUAAUUAUGUACUCUAAUUGAUUAUUGGUGAUGAGAUAUUAAUUUGGAAUUAAUAUCAUCUGUGAGAGGAGGAAUUUACAGCAACUGAAUAAAAUGACCACAGGCUGGUCAAAAUGAUAUGAAA